CUGAUCCCGAAUCUGAUAAAUAGAAGCAGAAGCUACGAAUUUGAGUGAUUUAUGUUUUAAUUGAACAAGAACCAGAAACAAAGAGUGGUUGUUUCUUUGUUUUGGAUGGAGAAAGAAGAUGAGGAAGUUCCCAUUUUAUUAGAGCUGCAACCCCAGACAGAAACAGAAACGGAUGUUGACAAUGAGGAUGAAUUCACAACAAACGGACAUAGUAAAGGAGUUGGAUGGAGCAGUCCAUUGGGAUAUGUAAGGCAAUUUUUGAAAUGGAUGGCAAUAAUGAAGGACACAUUUGGAGGUCCUUUUGUUGUAUUUGUUAUGAUUGUUUAUGGUGUAACUCAAGGCUUUGCAAAGGCAAUGAAGCACCUUGUAAGUAAUUAUUAUUGGAAAGAUGUGCAGAAGAUGCAGCCAGUUUAUGCUCAAUCUUUCAUGGCUUUAUCCAGUAUACCAUGGGACAUGAAACCAAUCUAUGGGCUCAUCACUGACACGUUUCCAAUUGCUGGGUACCGAAGGUGGCCGUAUUUUGUCAUAUGUGGAAUUACUGGGAGCCUUUGUCUUUGGGCACUUGCUUUCCUUAAGCUAACACCUUGGCCAGCCACCUUCUUGAUGGCUACAGUUGCUCUAUGUAACGCAUUUCCAGAUGUUGUGGCAGAUGCUUCACUUGCACAGUGUAGUAAAAUUGCUCCCACACUUUCAAGUGAUUUACAAAGCUUAGCUAUGGGGAGUUUGGCAGCUGGGGGUUUGGUUGGAUGUGGUGUUUCAGGAGCAGCAGUGCAUGGCUUGGGACCACAACAUUCUUAUCUAUUAGUUUCAGUUGGACCACUUCUGCUUAUUGUUGCAGCAUUGGCCCUUCCAGAACGUCGUUUGCCAAACACAGUGCUUAGUUUUCAAUUCAAAGCACUAAUGCAUACAAUUCAGCUUUUUGGGAAAACUCUACGAGAUCCUGUUCUUUGGAAGCCUGCACUCUAUAUUUACCUUUCACAGGGUUCCUUGUGCCCAGAUAUUUCUGAGGCAAUGUUCUUCUGGCGUACAGAUCCUGUUGUAGGUCCUGGCUUUGGUGAAGAAUUUAUGGGUCUUGUAAGUGCAGUUGGAAAGGUGGCAAUGAUUAUUGGCAUUGUUUGUUACAAUCGUUGGCUCCAGCAACACACUUUGCGGAAAAUGUUUCUUUGGCCAAGGGUAGUUUCUGCAUUCAUCGGGCUUCUUGACAUUAUUCUUGUCUCAAGAAUGAACCUUAAGAUGCAUAUUCCAGAUCAAGCUUUUGUCUUAGGUGAUGAAGCUUUGACUGAUGCUAUAUCCAAGAUUCAGAUAAUGCCAAUGCUUGUACUAUCUUCCCAACUUUGCCCUGCAGGUAUUGAGGCCACUAUCUUUGCUUUCCUGAUGUCAAUGUCCAACUUUGGACAUACAUGCGGUCAUUGGUUUGGUGCACUUCUGCUUAAAUGGCUCCAUGUCCAAAAGGAUGACUACAGCAAACUUUGGUUAGCAGUGCUUAUCCGCAGCCUGAUGAGACUGUCUCCCCUCUUGUUUCUCUUUCUUAUUCCAGACUGCACGGUAGAAAACAUCAAGCCCCCAUGUGUUUCUCUAUUAAAUGACACAAAGACAAUGGAAACUGCAAAGGAUACUGAGCUCUUUGAUAAGGUCUCUGUACAUGAUUCAAAUUAGUGAUGAUAAAUGACUUGCACCUGUUGUAGUCAAAGUUCUACUAACUGCAAUGUUUGACCUCAUUGAAGAAUGGAAAUUCAAUAAUUAGAAACAAUUUUCACACUAGCUAGCCAGAUUGGGAGCCUGUGAUGCAGUAUUCAAGAGGUUUGUUACACCCAUCCAAGAUAUGUCAGAAGACAGAAAUAAGUUUAAAGUGUUGGCAAACACACAUCUUCAUUAAGAUGUGUCAGAAAGUUGUAAAUGCCAAGGCUUGAACAAAAAAGUUUCAUUCAUAGGUGAGCUUGGCACUUGGGUAACUGUUGGAAUAUUUAGUUACUUCUAUGAAAUAUGGUUAAACAAUAAGAUAUGCAAGAGUCGUGUAUAUUUGCAAGAAAAAGUUCCACUAUUUAAUGAUUACUGAGAUGCAUAGAAAGGAUUGACACAUCCUUGGGGAUGAGAUCUCAUAGAAACAAGGUCUUAGAGAGAUAAGAUACCGCCUCUCUGUGGUCUGUAGAUUAAUUAUCUGUUGUAACUGC
Cryptomeria japonica (Japanese cedar) is the source of this 2171-nucleotide messenger RNA. Its product is annotated as probable folate-biopterin transporter 6. Gene Ontology annotation, cellular component: membrane. NCBI's taxonomy places the organism in Eukaryota, Viridiplantae, Streptophyta, Pinopsida, Cupressales, Cupressaceae. The transcript is spliced from 6 exons. Bases 106 to 1656 code for a protein of 516 amino acids. The record is from RefSeq and is a predicted model, not a curated record.